Messenger RNA from Melitaea cinxia (Glanville fritillary), 484 nucleotides. RefSeq lists its product as uncharacterized. The record is from RefSeq and is a predicted model, not a curated record. Bases 1 to 411 code for a protein of 136 amino acids. NCBI's taxonomy places the organism in Eukaryota, Metazoa, Arthropoda, Insecta, Lepidoptera, Nymphalidae. The transcript is spliced from 4 exons.
AUGUCACAUCCAAAUUAUCCUCAAAGUAACGUGUCGAAAUUUAACGAUUAUGAUCCAGAAAAAUAUGCACUUGAUGACGUUUCACCUACAGUAAUAGUUGACGAGAGUUUAAUUCCAAACCAACCUCCAUCUUUGACACAGCGCGCCGUCGGAAAGUUUCUGCAGCCUCUAACGAAACAGUUGGUUGAAGUACCACCUAGACCUACUAUUGAUGAGUUGCCGGAUGCAGUAAUUGACAAUAUGGUUAGGAAGGACAAAGCAUUUUGGGUUGAUAAGCCUGGUACUAAUGCUUACACUUUGCAUGAUGCUUAUUAUAAUUCUGGUAUGGCUACCCAAAAAGUAAUGCCACGGUUGGUCGUCCAUUUAAAAAUGAAGCUUGUAGGUGGUAUAAUGAAAAUUAUCCUACUGUGAAGUAUGAUUGUAUUUUACGCAAAUUUUCAAAAUAAAUACUUACCUACAAUAAACCCAAGGCUCUAAACUAUUA